Oryctolagus cuniculus (rabbit) is the source of this 2532-nucleotide messenger RNA. NCBI's taxonomy places the organism in Eukaryota, Metazoa, Chordata, Mammalia, Lagomorpha, Leporidae. The record is from RefSeq and is a predicted model, not a curated record.
AACGCGAACGCGGAGGAGAAAGUAUAAGACACCUGUCAGCACACCAGAGAGUGCCCUGGACAUCCACUUGAUCUGCCGGCUCCUUGACCUUGGAUUUCCCAGCCUCCAGAACUGUAGGUCAUCAGUGUUUCAAGGAUACAGACUGGCCCGAGCCCACACCAUGGAAGAGAAGAGGUUGGCUAUGCAUGCAUUCAACUACGUUGUACUUGCCGCUCUCUGCAGAAUGUCUCUGGCGUACCCUGCAAGUCUUUGGCAGCCAGUGCUGCUGUCUCGGAACUAUGCUCACUCUCUUUGCCUGGAAUUCACUGUCAGAUCUCGGGCCAGUCCUGGACAGCCCUGGUUUGUAGUGCAGGGCUCAGUGGAUACAGCACCUUUCCUCCAAUAUGACAGCAACAGCAAUAGGGUCAAACCUUUGGGGGCUCUGGGAGAGCAGGUCAAUGCCACCAAAGCCUGGGAACAAUUGACCCAAACACUGGGAGAAGUCGGGCAAGAGCUCAGGAUGAUCCUACCUGAUGUCACACUGCAGGAAAACAAAACCAGAGAUCUGCCUAGCCUGCUGGCCACGAUGCUUUGCCAUCGCAAAGGAGAACAGAGCACUGGUGCGACCUGGCAGUUCAGCAGCAUCGAGAGGAAGAUGUUCCUGAUUUUUGAUGCAAUGAACAUGAACUGGACCACAGUUAAUACCAAGGACGGAGAGCUCAAGGAGAAGUGGGAGAAGAACAGGGACCUGGCAGAGUUUUUGCGGAAGAUCUCAUUGGGGGAUUGCAAUCACUGGUUCAAAGAAUUCUUAGAGCACUGGGAGGAGAUGCCAGUACCAACAAUGAAGACUGCAAACACUAACCAGUUUUUAUUGAUACUGGGGAUCAUCGCAGCGGUCUGCAUCUGCUUAGUCCUGAUUGUCAUCUUCAAAAUGGCCAUUAUAAGAACAUGAGCUGUGGACGGUUGAAGAACACUCCACACCAGAGAGCGUGGCUCAGCUCACCAGAGUUCCUUAAUGCCUGGCGGUUGCUGUUUUCGGGCUCUUUCAUCUCUACAUGGGCACCAGAGAAUGUCAAUCUUUUUAAAUGCACCAUAUUGAUGUCAGUCCUAACACUCUUCCCGCUCCCAUGAAGCAUAUCAGUAAUUUAUGGAAUUUGGGAAAAGAGUUCUUUUUCUGAUUGUCAACCAUGGAUAUGACAUAUAAGCAUGCAUCCACUAAAAGACAUACUCAGGGAGCCGGCACUGUGGCGCAGCAGGUUGAAGCCCUGGCCCGAGGCACCAGCAUUCCAUAUGGGUGCCGGUUCGAGUUCCUGCUGCUCCUCUUCUGAUCCAGCUCUCUGCUAUGGCCUGGGAAAGCAGUAGAGGUUGGCCCAAGUCCUUGAGCCCCUGUACCCACAUGGGAGACCUGGAAGAAGCUCCUGGCUCCUGGCUGAGGAUUGGCGCAGGUCCAGUCAUUGCAGUCAUCUGGGGAGUGAACCAGAAGAUGAAAGACCUCUCUGUCUUUACCUCUCUCUGUGGCUCUGUCUUUCAAAUAAAUAAAAUAAAUCUUUUUUUUUAAAAAAAAAAAAGACAUACUCAGGAAUGUUCCUGGCAGGCUUAUUCAUUGUAGUCCCAAGCUGGGAAACAACUGAUGGGUAUUCACGUUACCUUCAUACAUUUACACUGUUUAUACUACACUGUGAAUUCUGUACAACACAAAAAUACUGUGACACACAGCAACACACAUGAGGUUGUCAAACUGUAAUAUCUUGGUUCAUUAAAUGAAGCUGAAAAACAGUUAAUGGUAAUAUAAGCUAAAAUAGGGGUUACCCCUAAGAAAGGUGGUUGGGUAGAAAAAGGCCUCAGGGAGCUUCUAUGUGUUAAAAAUACUGUUGAUCUAUGUGGUGUUACUCAGGUGUGUAUGUGAGAAUUCAAAAGAUUUACUUAAAUUCACUAUAUUUGAUACUAAAACUUAUUUUAAAUAUAUGGUAUUUAAAAGAAUGAUGUGUUAAUGUAGAUAUAGAAAGAAUAGACCAAUAGAACAUAAAAGAUAACAAUAAACCCAAGAAUGUCUGGAAACUUGAUAUUCAACAGUGUUAAGAUCUGUUAGGCCAUUAGGGCACAAAUAGUUAAUCCCAAAUCUGAUCAAAUCAGGUGCAAAUAGAUACCCUAAAACCUAUUGCUCAGUAUUCCAUCAGCCAAGCACACACUUUUAUGAGUGUGUCUCCCAAGACAUACCAGACAGAAUAUACAUUGUAAAUAAAAGGCUUCAGCUGACAAAUGCCAAUGGGGCUUUCUGCACAUUCAGGCCUACCUUAUUGUGAUCCAUGUGGAUUUCCGUAUAUACACAAGACCCCCUCCCCAACAAGUAGCUUAAAAAGGGAUUCCCCAUCUGCUUCUGGGUUGGCUGAAAUCUCAGUUAAGACCCCUAAAUCUAACAUUUGUUGCCAAAACCCAGGAAGGUGAUUCUGAGGCAGUUGGUCCGUGGAGAAUCUCCUCUUCUCCAUUGCUCCUUGGACAUACCACUCUUGUCAAGCUCCAGGGAAGUGAGGUCAGUCCUUCUGAGUCCCCUCA